ACGAACUCUUCUUUGAAUAACUAAUAAUUGAUCAAUCUAAAUAAUACUUUCAAUAACAAAUUUGUGCCAUUGUUAGUCAUAAUGAAAUAUAAUUGGCUAUCUACAGAUAAAAGCCUCCGUCGUACAAUCUGUAGGCACCUUUGAAGACAUGGGGGACGAUUGUUAUUUUGUUUCUAGAUCCAACAGCACUGCCUCUUUGUUUCCAACGGUGACAUUAUAUUUUGAGGGUGGAGCUGCAAUUACAUUGGUUCCAAAGGACUAUCUUGUGCUCAGGGGUUAUUAUGAUGAAGACCUUUCCUCUAAAAAAAAUGAUAUUGAAGAGAUAUUGUGCAUCGGCUUUCAAAGGAGCCAGUCAAUCUAUAAGUACGAGCAGACCACUAUUCUUGGAGAUCUUGUUCUACAUGAUAAAGUAUUUGUAUUCGACUUGGAGAAGAUGCGCAUGGGAUGGGUAAACUAUAAUUGUUCUCUGCUCAAUACGAUUAGCUCGUCAAUGGGAGACCGCUUAGCAUCACACAAGAAUGGCUUGAUAGCUAUUGGGGUCGCCAUCCUCCAUACUAGCAUCAUCGCCGGCAUCAACACUAGAAUCUUCUCUUCCUAGCAUUCCUUGGAUACCACUGUAGUUCUUUGUAAAUACAUGCCUACUGAUGGACCAGAUUAAGUAAGUAACAUAAGUAGUAUUCCCUCUGUAAACAAAUAUAAGACGUUUUGGAUCACUAUAUUCGUUUACGGAGUAAUUGGUAUGUGCAGAAUAACCAAAAUGGAAUUGCUAAAAUAACUAAUGUUAGGAGUUUGUUCCCUUUGCUCUGUUGUGUUCCAAAUUUAUGAUGGAACGAUGAUUACUGAAUUCCUGCUUGUUUUAUACAUACAGGAAUGAGUUACUCCUUGGUACAUACACAUAACUGACACCCUUGGAUUGCUUCCCCACACCUCACAUUGGUG
Molecule: messenger RNA, 939 nt
Organism: Triticum aestivum (bread wheat)
Lineage: Eukaryota; Viridiplantae; Streptophyta; Magnoliopsida; Poales; Poaceae
Product: aspartic proteinase 36-like
Exons: 5
Coding region: 149-598 (149 amino acids)
Biological process (GO): proteolysis
Molecular function (GO): aspartic-type endopeptidase activity
Source: RefSeq, a predicted model, not a curated record